Molecule: messenger RNA, 3775 nt
Organism: Pectinophora gossypiella (pink bollworm)
Lineage: Eukaryota; Metazoa; Arthropoda; Insecta; Lepidoptera; Gelechiidae
Exons: 5
Coding region: 993-1931 (312 amino acids)
Biological process (GO): positive regulation of actin filament bundle assembly
Cellular component (GO): nucleus; actin cytoskeleton; Z disc
Molecular function (GO): actin binding
Source: RefSeq, a predicted model, not a curated record
UUUAGUUUAUUUUGGUUCGUUUAUUUAUGUUUAUUUUAACCUGAAGAAAAAAUCACAAUGCUUAAAAAGUUUUAAGAUUUAUAAACUCAUGUAUACACCGCCCAUUGCUCAUUCUUUUCUGUCUACCCUGGAAAUCAUAAAAACGUAAUGUCUGGUUCAUAAACAUAACAAAAUUCACGCUCAGCAACAAAAUUUCUAAGAAAGUAUUUUUGUAACUCCAAAAAAUUGGCAUCGCUGCAUUUCAUAUUGUUCUUUAUUCUUAGCAGCGUUGGGUUUGGAACGCAAUGCUGAUGUAUUACUUUUGUACGUCAAUUAUGUACGUAGAUACCUACUCCUACAUUUCGUGAAUCACAUUUCUUUUUAGAAUUUACGUACAUUUUGUGAAUAUUCUUAUCCUUUAUCAGUACUUUUUCUUCUUGUUCGAUCAAUCUUAUAAGGCCGUUUGGUGUGCAUUUCUUAUAUUAUGUUUUUUUAAAUAUUUUCUCUUAUCUUCCACUUCUGCUGCGGCUAAGUAGCGAAUGCCGAAAUAAAUCAAAUCAAAAAGAUCUUAUAACAUUCUUAACGUCUUCCUUCCUUUAUCCGUGUUUGUGGUCGUCAUUAUGUCUUUGUCGAUUCCUUCCGAUCAGCAGUUAUUACUACACUCAAUUCUUUCUUUUGCCUAUCCCACAAUUCAUUCACCUUUUAUUUUACCUCUUACACUAACAACCGUAUUUCAGUUUUCUGUAAGAUCGAUUUUGUAUCCUGCUCCUCCUACAUUCAUGCAUCCACCAACUUCCUUGAUGUUUAAUCAACUUGUGCAGUCGUCAGUUCAGUCACUCUUAAACUACAUAAUAUAGAUCAGACAUACAUUGUUAAAGAAUUUGAUAGAUAGCGUCGAAAACUAAACCAAGAUAUAUUAGUUUUCAGUGUCACUACAACUAGAAGCUAUUUGACACAGAAUAACUCCAAAAGUGCUAAAAAGUGUUAAUAAAAAGGGACUUAAAUCAGUCAAAAUGAUGACUAUAAGCGAAAAUCACUAUUCUUCGAACAAAAUGUCGAGUUUGUACAAGAUCAACGAUAGAGUGGUGCAUCGGGAUAGCUUCGGAGACGUCCAGAGUUCGUCCAGUCGGAACAGUGAACUGCUUACGAAGAGGGGAUUCAAGCCAUCCGACAUGUUUGACCCGAAAAAAAAAGAGUUUCUCACAAACCUCAGUUAUAAAUUGUUCCCUAAUGAUGUGGAGGUACCAGCUAACGCAACAACUUUGCAGCAACUGGAGGAAAUGGAGAACAAGCCCAUCAUAGUGGGCGACAAGGAGGUGGACCUCAACAAGAUCUUCACGCCGGCGCCUGAUGCUGAGGAGCAUCUCAUAAAGAAGGAUAAGAAAUUUGAGAAGACAUUCGCAUCAUCAGCGUUUUACGUGCCCGGCGUCCACCCGACUGUGAAGGAGCAAAUGGACCUGGCCCGAGCCAUCUCCAAGUCCUUGAGCGACUCCAGCAACCACACCAGCCGCGGGCAGAGCAUGUACAUCAACAGAAAGAAGCGCUCCGUCAAGUGGGUGCACGAGGGAAGAGGUCGCAACACAUCAAACCUGUGCUCUACACCGACGCCGGUAGCCAACCACGACACGGCAUAUCGCCCGCCAUCUAGUCUACGCAACCAGAAAACCUACCCCAAAUCCGCUCUCAAGAACAGCCCGAACAGCCUACCCAGAAUGGAGCCUUUCCCAGUCUCACCACCAAUAAUUACUUUGCAAAAUAUCGAAAUUCCAGUUCCUAUGGCUCCUACGAAGUUGAACGAUGUCUUUGCAGCGCCAAAAAGUCCUCGUCUUCCGUUGGUCCAAGGCCCGAAUUUCAAUGUUGCGCCGCGCGGUUGGGGAGAAAUGGCAAAUUAUUACCGACCUGUAUCGCUAGAUGGCGUUGGCAAGGCCGCCAUGCCGUAUACUGAUUAUUGAGAUUAUGUUUAUCAUCGAUUCGAUUUAAUUUGAAGAUAAUUUAGUGAUUUAAAAAUGGGUUCGUUGACUGGUAAUUCUUUAUGCUUAUUACGUUAUCCUGUUUCUCACGAAGUUCGCUUGCCUAACCUAAAGAUUUGUCAGGCCCGGCUUUUUGUAAAAGCGACUGGCUGUCUGGCCUUCCAAACAGUUGAACGCAUAUUGUUCUUUCCGUGUUCACGCAUUAGACAUGGUUAUGACGUAUAACGUUGAUAGAAUCAUCAGCCAAUAAUCCAGUAGGACAGUAAAGUAAAUUAUAUAUUAGAAAGUAAUUAAACUAUUAAAGUGUAUAGUCAAUACCUAAUGUACGGUAAAACCUUAAGUGGCUCUUUCUUUGAGGACCAAUCCUAUCUUAGGGGAUUUCCAUACAUUUUACUCCAUAUAUCUGUUGUAAAAUAUUGCAUAAUUGAACACAUAACAUACAUAACAUAAACUGCCUAUAUACGUCCCACUGCUGGGCACAGGCCUCCCCUCAAUGAACCGGAGGGGGUAUGGAGCAUACUCCACCAGGUAAACAUAAUCUCUCGCCUCUCCUCAAUCAAAUGGAGUGGUAUGGACCAUAUUUAUUAUAGUACACCAUGCUACUCCAGUGCGGUUUAAAGCAUUGAUAUACGUAUAUAAAAUAUUUUAAGUAAAUAUUUAUUAUUUUAUUUCUACAGUAUAUAUUUUUAUAAAUCAUAUUUUUGUACAUUUAACAAUAAAAUGCCUUUUUUUAUUAUUUAAGUACUAUUUGUGUAUGUUAUUAUUUUUAGGUAUAACGUUUUGUUACUGUUUCUUUUAUAUAUGUAAGUAAGUACCUAAUUAUUUAUUUAUAUUUAAUAAAAAUAAAUCAAUAUUUUUCUUCUAUCGUGUGGGUUGUGAGGUGAAUUACCAACCUCAUUAAAAAAUAUAAUAAUAAUAAAUAAAUAUUUAUAAUACUAUUAUUACGUCGGUCCCUAAAGAAAGAGCAUUCAAUAAGUAUUUUUAUUGAAUUUUAUUGUCAUCAAUGGCAUAUCGGUAUGGUGGCCAAGUAAAUUUAAUUUUAGGGAUAAGUUAGGAAAGUUAGAAACAGUAGCGGUAACAUCUUUUUAAAAUAUUCUAUGUUUGUAUUAUAAUUGUAAUGUUUUUUUAAUUAUUAUUUUCUUCGUUUACUCCUUUGUUACUCAUUUUAUUUACGCCAUCUAGUGGUACCGGUGAAACUGCCAAUGUUUUCUUUUUACCCAAUUUUAUUUUAAUUCCAACAAAGCGAAGCAUUUUUGCAAAUAUUUUUAUUUUAAAUUAUUCUUUGUUUUUACAAUGUAACAAUUUAGUCUUUUACUAGUCAACAGUAGUUGUAUACGCGUAUUUAUUUUCUUGUAAUAACUUAAAUAAAAAUGUUAUUCUUAAAAAUUGAUAUUAUUUAGGAUAAGAAAUGAAUACUCAGUAGAUAUAUUUUAUUAAAUUGUAUAAUUUUAAAUAUAAACUAACUUAUUUCUGUGAUUUUUAACCGUUGUAAAUGAAUUUUAUUAUUGCUAUAUCCUGAUUAUUAUUCAAAAAAUAUUUAUGAAAGAAAUAUAAUAAAAUACUUAUAACACAUGUAUUGUAUGUGUUACUAAGUUAUUAUAAAUAAGCAUGCAGGAUUUUUUUGGAUAUUUGCAAAAAUAACGACCUGGUGCGAAAUAAUUUGGAUUUUUUAAAUUAAUAUUGUAUGAAAUAUGGAAAUGUCUGUGUCUUCAACAUUUAUUUAUAAUGAAAUAAAAAUCUAGUUUAUAAAUAAGUUAGGACAGUUAAGUGUAUUUGUGAUUGUGAUGUUUUGUGUAAGUGACAUAAUAAACUUGGUGUAAAAACGA